UUGCCGACGCUAGUCUUUUUCCAUACAAGUCUUCUGCAGGCGUAAAGGCCGCGUGACACAAAAAACCAAGUGUAUAUACAGAAUCAACACCAUCUGUACACUGUAUUCACCGUUUUUUCUGAAAAUAAUCAACACCCUUUUCCACCAAUAAUCAAACUUUCUUGUACAAAAAUCCUUCUUAACCAGUAAAGAGAAACCCCUCUUGGUGAAAUUUUUGAAUCACAGAAAAAAAACGAGUUAAUUUGGUGGUGUAUUCAAAAUGUUAGCUCAAGUUCAGCUUUUGUUCAUGGUGGUGUUCUUGGAAAUGGGGUUGAUUUUGAUGUUUCUGUUUAGAACCCCUUUGAGGAAACUGAUAAUUAUGACACUUGAUCGUGUUAAAAGAGGCAGUGGACCGUUGAUUGUUAAAUCUGUAGCAGCUACUGUUCUUGUGAUCAUGAUUUAUACUGUUUAUUCUAUUAAGGAAUUGCAGUCUCGUCCUGCUGAUUCUGUAAAUCCUACUGAUCAAAUCCUUCUUGCUCAUCAAAUUCUUGAAGCUGCUCUUAUGGGAUUCUCUCUAUUCCUCGGACUGAUGAUUGACAGGCUACACCAUUACAUAAGGGAGCUUCGAUUACUAAGGAAGACCAUGGAGGCUGUGAAGAAGCAGGAUCGCACAUUGGACAACAUCAAGAAUGGCGAGGCCAGUACCUUAAGGGAUGAAAUCUCCUCCUUGAGGAACAAGAUGAAGCAGCUGGAAUCAGAAACCGAGGCAAAAGAAAAGGAGGUGCAAUCCCAGAGAGCAAAUUCUGAUUCUCUCAAGGGUCAAUCUGAAAAAUUGCUGCUUGAAUACGAUCGGAUCCUGGAAGAGAAUCAGAAUCUUCGAAGCCAAUUGCAAUCAGUUGACCAAACCGUGUCACAUUCUGAUAACAAAAAGAACACAUAGGAAGGAUACCAUACAUCUGUUUUCUGUCUAUUAUCAACUCUAAUCGUUGUUUUGAGAAUUUUGGUUCAAGAAGUGUGUUGUGUAAGCUUGUCUUUGUCAUCUUUGAUAGAUUCUUGUAAAAUGGUGUCUAUAUUUUAUAAUCUUCGAUAUCAUUCACUGUGCUUGAAGCUGUGUUUGUGUUCUUGGAAAGUGAUCAUGUACUCAGGUUACACUUUUGUGGGAAGUUUUAAGUGGACAUUCUGUUGAAAUGAUUGAU
This is a messenger RNA of Solanum stenotomum, 1175 nucleotides long. RefSeq lists its product as uncharacterized. The transcript has 2 exons. Gene Ontology annotation, cellular component: endoplasmic reticulum membrane; endoplasmic reticulum. Lineage: Eukaryota; Viridiplantae; Streptophyta; Magnoliopsida; Solanales; Solanaceae. Bases 260 to 919 code for a protein of 219 amino acids. The record is from RefSeq and is a predicted model, not a curated record. Gene Ontology annotation, biological process: endoplasmic reticulum to Golgi vesicle-mediated transport; intracellular protein transport.